AUUUCUUUUGCAAAAUGCCAAAAACCCUAUUUGCUUAGUCAUCGCCUUGAAUUUUGGAACGUUGUCGGGGCACAAGAAAAGAAUCUCCGGUGGCCGCUAUUCUCGGGGAACUCGACAUUCCUCAGCUCUCAUGGAGUUUUAGGGUUUCUAUGAUUCUAGGAUUCCACUGUAGGUAUACGCGAAUGCAUAGAUAUGUAAUGAAACAUUUGCUCUGAAUCGGCUUUAUCCCUCGACAUACGGUUGGCACAGGCAAUCAUUUUUUUAAUUCGGAAACCCUAGCCUACCUUUAAUUUUCGCAGUUAAAUCAUCUAGCUACAUGUCAUCCAACAAUGAUCCAGUGGAGAUUGACAGUCCUGCUGCAUGUAAUGGAGAUACACUUAGUACCAAUAAAAACGGACUUUACCUUUAUCCUGUUUCUGUCAAUGCUUCAGGCGAAGGUUUACCAUAUGCUCCUGCAGAUUGGCCGAACCCAGGUGACAAAUGGGCCUGGAAGGUGGGAAAACGAAUUGCAGCUGCUGGCUACUUUCUUGAUAGAUAUCUGUAUCUUCCACAACGUCUUCGGGGAAAGCGAAAUGCUUUCGCAAGUAGGCUUUCGGUGGAGCAAUACAUCCGGUCUGAGUUUCCAAGCGUAGAUAUCAAGGAAUUCUUUGCAUCAUUCAGUUGGAAGAUUCCGUCAAAACUAUUACAAGGUGGCUGGUAUGCUGAGGUCACAUCUUCAGGCAUGAAACCUGAUUCUCAUUUUGGAAGCAGCAGUUGUAAGGCUGGUAACAGUGUGUGUGCCAGUUUAGUAGCAGAGAAUCCUAGUCCAGAGACCAUGAUUUGUGACCUUUGUUGCAGUGAGCCUGGUUUUUGCCGAGAUUGUUGUUGUAUUCUUUGUUGUAAAACUAUUAGUUCUGCUUAUGGUGGGUAUAGUUACAUUAGGUGUGAAGCAACAGGUGUUGAUGGUUACAUUUGUGGACACAUAGCCCAUAUAGACUGCGCUCUACGAGCUUAUAUGGCUGGGACAGUUGGAGGAAGCAUCGGUUUGGAUGCAGAGUAUUUUUGUCGACGCUGUGAUUCAAGAACUGAUUUGGUCUCACAUGUCAUGAAGCUUCUAAACAUUUGUGGAUCAAUUGAUUCUCGUGAUGACAUUGAGAAGAUUUUGAGUGUUGGCAUUUGCAUUCUGCGUGGCUCACGAAAAACAAAUGCAAAACAGUUGUUGCAUCGUAUUAAAUCGGCCAUGGCAAAGCUUCACAAGGGAACCGGCAUUAGAGAUGUGUUCAAAGAAGAAGAAUUCAUGGACACCAAUGGAGGAACAUCUCAGCAUGACACAGGAACAUGUGUGUCUACAUACCAUGGAGAGUCAAUUCUUAGCGAAAGAUCUUCACCACAAAAGAUGACUUCAACUUUUGACCAUCGCAUCGAAUCCCUUAAGCUUGAGGAUGAGAUUGAUCAAACACUGCAGGCAUUGAGGAAGUCUCAAGAAUUUGAGUACAGACUUGCUGAGGAAAAGCUCUUUGCUCAAAAGAACUAUAUCAUGAAUCUCUAUGAGCAGCUUGACAAGGAAAGAUCAGAUCUAUCAAGCCGUACAUCAAUGGUUGAAACAGAUACCUUACUUGAUGUUGUCCUGAAAAGAGUAGACCAAAUAAAACGAGAAAUUUCGAAACUCAAGGACAUGAAACAAGUGCAAAAUGGAUUUGGAAGAACUUCGAAGCAAAUACUCAAGGAUUACUUUUGUCUAGAAACAGAAUCGUCUUAAGCAAGCUCUGCCCUUUGUAUACAACAAAUACGCCCUGGCCAUGUUAUGCCAAAAUUUUGUUCCGAGCCUCAAGAGUUAUUUCUUUGUAACAGUUUGCACUACUGUUAGGCCAUGUAUAUUUUUUUUUCAGAUAGAGGACAUUACUAUUAGUCCAUAUGUUAACAUUUCCAUAAAAUCAGAUUUAUCUUCA
This is a messenger RNA of Nicotiana attenuata, 1928 nucleotides long. Its product is annotated as protein OBERON 2. The transcript is spliced from 5 exons. Lineage: Eukaryota; Viridiplantae; Streptophyta; Magnoliopsida; Solanales; Solanaceae. The coding region runs from base 317 to 1738 and encodes 473 amino acids. The record is from RefSeq and is a predicted model, not a curated record.